Molecule: messenger RNA, 1472 nt
Organism: Fomitiporia mediterranea MF3/22
Lineage: Eukaryota; Fungi; Basidiomycota; Agaricomycetes; Hymenochaetales; Hymenochaetaceae
Exons: 7
Coding region: 1-1251 (416 amino acids)
Source: RefSeq, a predicted model, not a curated record
AUGCCAUCUAACGACAAGGCUCCCAACGCACCUGAACCAAAAGGCGAACCAAGCGAUGCUACGAUCGCAGUUGCUACCGCCGCCGCAGUUGGUGCUCCUGCAGUUGAGCCCAUUCCCGUGACUGCAGACGCCACUGCAGCUCCCCAAACUGAUGCGGAUCAGUCUACUGAGCCCUCGAAGCCGCUUGCAUCCAAGCAUUUCACCUGGCCCGAUAUUCCUUAUCAGGUUACUGGGGACCAGGGAGGUGAGCGCGGUCCCCAAGCGGGUUUCAACUUGUGCAACAGCACGACAGAAAACCAGCAGUCUAUGUGCCAGGCAAGCAGCCCCUUUUUCUCUUCACAAACCGCGUUUCUCAACAACAUCGGCGACUUUUGCAUGUGGAGCUCUGGUCAAACUGAUGACAGUGUCGGUGAAUCGGAGGCCCGUGAAGUUGCAUGGUGCACUACUCCUGGACACGGCACACGUAUAAUCCCACCUGGUGCCAUCACUGGUGCACAGUGGUUGUAUGCGAAGGACUAUUUGCAGGUCGUCGGCUUCAUCGACCAAACAAAAGUCGGUCUCGCAGCCAAUGAUUCCGGAGGUGAACUGGACCCUCAUGGAGCCGAUGAACAAGGCAACCCGCUCGGCGGUAUUGUUUUCACGAAUGGCUUCGGGAUGAACUCUGCAUCCUUCCAAGAAGUUGUCAAAUCUGGCAACCUCACCAGCAACCAGACAUAUACGCAGGUCAUUGAAUGGAUUGACUUCAUUGGCGCUGGCCAGUUUUGCUUGAAGAUGUGCAACCCGAGUGGCCCCAACGCGGCUGAGCUCUGCCAACACAUCUACGAUGAGGUUGGGUGCACGUACAACGCGCUUGCGGACUACGGACACAUUAACGGCACGUUUGAGGUCUGCGACAGUGACGAUAUGGCUCCGCCUGGUAUUUUCUCGACCAACGGUGCAUUGACCACCUGGACUCAACCUUUCUCUGGCCCUGUCUCCGCUCCAUACCAAACCACCAUCCCGGCAUCUUCCAACUGCGUAACAUACUCCUCCGAGCAGCUCUUCGCGGCGGCAGCAACAGAUACCGCAGCUGGCUUCACCAUCACAUCCGCCUCUGGUUCAUCAAAGCCUUCGAGUGGCUCAUCAGGUUCCGGCGGAUCGGCGACUGGCACGAACAGUGGUUCAAUCGCGGCGUUUGAAAUGACCGCUGCGCCAUACAUUGCUGUUGGAUUCUUCACGAUGGUCGCGACCAUGAUGAGCAUGUUUGCUUAAGUUUGUUUCACGAUCUAGUCUGCGGAUGGGAUUUUACCGUAUCUACAUAAAGGACUUUGUUGAGUCUGUUUGCACAUUUGCACGGACACGAUAAUAUAUACAUCUGGAUAUUUGUCUCAUCUUUCAGUCCAUUGACAUUCAUAGUUGUAGCUCGAUGCACAUGUCUGGCUAUGCUUAUUCACUUCACGUAUUCUUUCUGUCGAAUGGAUAGUGUCUGAUCC